UAACUAAAACCACCAUCUUAUUCCUCCUCUUCUUUUCUUUACAAUAUUUUUAGCAACUCUUCAAGAAAAAUGAAGGCAGCUACUCUUGAAGUUGGACAUGCUUCAAAGGUUACAAGUGGGGUGAAUAGAGGAAUGUCUAUACUAGACUUUUUUAUAAGGAUAAUUGCCAUAAUUGCCACAUUAGGAAGUGCCAUUGCCAUGGGAACUACUAAUGAAACACUACCCUUUUCCACACAGGCCAUUCGUUUCAGGGCCAAGUAUAACGAUCUUCCCACCUUCACGUUCUUUGUGGUGGCAAAUGCCAUAGUAAGUGCAUAUUUGGUACUUUCUCUGGGGCUGUCCAUCUUCCACAUCAUGAGGAGCCGAGCACAAGGGAGCAGGAUUGCCUUAAUAUUCUUUGACGCGGCUAUGUUGGCGCUAUUGUCAACGGGAGCAUCAGCAGCAGCAGCAAUAGUUUACUUAGCACACAAGGGAAAUACAAAGACAAACUGGUUCCCAAUUUGCCAACAAUUCGACUUGUUUUGCCAUCGAACAUCAGGAUCUUUAGUUGGGUCCUUUGCAGGAGUUAUACUCUUCAUACUCUUGGUCUUGCUCUCUGCUCUUGCCCUUUCUCGUCGUUGAUUCAUUUGUCGAUUUAAUUUAAAAAAUGUGUGUUCGUUCUGUAUGUUUUAUUCUCAAGAUUUGAGUUUACGUACCACCUUGUAUUGUCAUGUUUAAGAUGGUCAAUUCCAUUGUACUUGUUGUCUAAUUUCUUUGUAUCAUGGUCUCUUUCGCUCUCCUUGUAUUUGUAAGUUUCUAUUUAUGAUGUGUAAUCGAUGAUUCUUCUGUACAAGAAAUUAUUGAAUGGUUUGCAUUAUGGAUU
Messenger RNA from Lycium ferocissimum, 862 nucleotides. RefSeq names its product casparian strip membrane protein 1. The record is from RefSeq and is a predicted model, not a curated record. The transcript has 3 exons. The coding region runs from base 70 to 621 and encodes 183 amino acids. NCBI's taxonomy places the organism in Eukaryota, Viridiplantae, Streptophyta, Magnoliopsida, Solanales, Solanaceae.